Messenger RNA from Psilocybe cubensis, 915 nucleotides. RefSeq lists its product as uncharacterized. Bases 1 to 915 code for a protein of 304 amino acids. The transcript is spliced from 5 exons. Lineage: Eukaryota; Fungi; Basidiomycota; Agaricomycetes; Agaricales; Agrocybaceae. The record is from RefSeq and is a predicted model, not a curated record.
AUGUCACUGUUCGAUCUCGACGACUCGAUUGGCACUGGCAGCGACUACGAAUCCGAGUACGAGCCAGAGCCAGAGUUAGAGGACGAAUACUUGAAAUUCUUGAACGAACUUGACAUUGACAUUGAUAACACCCCGCACCUCCAAGCAUCCCCCGCAGACGAUAAGCCGGUGGUUGAAGGGGAUGUAGACGAACUUGACCUCGGCGAUGCGACAUAUAUAGGUAUUAUGACGGAGGAGAACGUCGAGGUCCGAGUCGAAAUACCCAGGGCUUCAACUGCACCCAAGGCGCCCAAGGUGAAUGCGAACAAGCGAAUAGAUAAAGAUAAAGAUAAAGAUAAAGACAAGAAUAAAGAUAAAAAUAAACAUGAGGACAAGGACAAGGACAAGGCCGAAGAUAAAGACGAAGACGAAGACGCGGUCGCAAACGCGAUGUUCGCUCUUUACAUCCACGACGACAUGUACUACCUUCUCUCUGACCCGGACCCUGACUCGGACAACACAGCUGCCGACACAGUUCCAGCUCCGUUUCGCGGCUCUCUUCCGCUUCCGCUCAUGGACAUUGACACUUCCGAGUCCGCGAGAGAAUCUGAAGAAUCUGAAGCUGAAGGCACGUCUUCUGACGAUGAUUCGAAUGAUAACGGCUGGGACGACGAUGACUCGGACGACUCGGACAACGAUGACUCGGAUGACGAUGACGAUGGCUCGGAUAAUUCGGAUUCUGAGCUUGAGUCGCUCUACGGCCCGCCGAUAAUGAGACGGCAAAGUAAAGUAAAGCGCACACUGCGUGCAACGCGGGUGUACAUGGCGCGAGCAUCUGCAUCUGCAUCCGUAUCGUCACCCUCACCGUCAUCACGGAGGCAGUCGCCGCUGUGGAUGACCGAGGCGCAGAAGAAAGCGAGGAAGAAAUGGAGGUAG